AAUGCUCACUCGUGGUGCUCGGAACAGAUUUGGCUUUUUUGGCAAUGAAAAUAAUGCGGUCGCCAUAAAAGAUGCGACCGCUGGGGCUCGCGCCCCCGGAAUAGUUACUCGAUCCAGGUCUGCUCUUGGUGACAUAAAAAACAAGGGAUUUGCCCUUUCCGGGAAAGAAAAUCAAGCGGGCGAUCUAAAGAAAACGUCUGUAAUCCCGUUAAAGACUCAUGACAUUUGCGGUGCGGACACUGCUGUUGUUGCUAAGACCGACGUAUGCGCUGAGCCACAACGCCCAAACAUCGCAGAUGUUUUCCGCGCUGGGCGUCUUAAGAUCAGAUACCAGCUUCUAUCUUCCAGCUCCGGUAAAAAGUUCCUCAUGUGUGAAAAUGAGGAUUUCGGUGAUACCGCAACAGUCUAUCCCUAUGCAGAGUGCAUUUUCAAUUAUCUACAGGAUCGGGAGCUUCUUAUUCAGCCUAUGCGUCCCGAGUUUAUUAACCCAGCAAGCGAGGUCAACCCCCGUAUGCGGUAUAUCCUAAUAAACUGGCUGGUACAAAUACACCAGAACUACAAGCUUCAACCCGAAACCUUGUACCUCUGUGUAGCUCUCCUUGAUCGCUAUCUUUUGAAACACAGCAAGGAACUGGCCAAAGAUUGUUUUCAAUUAGUCGGAUUGGCCUCACUAUUUAUCGCCGCGAAGUUCGAGGAGAUGUACCCUCCGGAUAUAAGCGACUUCACCGCAGUUACGCAAAACUCUUUUAGCAAAAACGAUAUUAGAAACUGUGAAAAAAACAUUUUGAACUCUAUUGAUUUCUACUUAUCUAUUCCUAUCCCGUUGGUCUAUCUCCGCCGGUUGUCUAGAGCAGUCGAUGCCGAUCGUACGAUUCACAACUUAGCAAAGUAUUUUUUGGAGCUCACAAUCCAGGAGUACGAUUUGGCGCAUCUAACAGGCAACUUGCGAGCCGUUACAGCUUUGUGUCUGUCUCGGGCAUUGUGCUUCCAAACCUCUGAUCUCGAAGAAUCAUGGUGUGAUAUGAUGUCCUACCUUAGUGGCUACACACUUGAUGACAUACGGGAACCACUGAAGGUGUUGGCGAGGGCAGCCUAUCGCCAGAAUUCUCCAUCUAAAUAUCGAGCCAUUUUUGACAAAUAUCGGUUGGACGAUUUCUAUGGUCGUGUUGCGGCCUUACCACAGCUACGUUCUAGCCUGAUGGAAACUCUCGCUGACUUAAAGUUCGACAGUGAUGGUGAGCUCAAUCCGGCAUGAUUACUUCACUACCGUACAAAAUACUGUCACUCUUCAACAGCCAAUGGCUUGAUUCGUUCUCAUCUGUAUUCGUGUAUCAAUGACAAUUGGGUCAUUUUCUUCCUAUUUUAGUUACAGCUGGGAUAAGAGAUUUUUUAAUCUCAUGUCAAAAUUAAUUCAGCAUGUCUUUUAUUGUAAUCCUUCCGUCCAUCUAAUUUCAAUAUGAACGAUUUUUACGACCCUGCACACCUAUUUCUGGUUUCGCUUCAUGUGUCCCGAGCGUUUCCAACGAUAGGGCCUUGAUAGACCGAACGAUAUACACGUCCGCUUUCUUUAACAAGACUAGAUCUUAACGUGAUACAGCGAUUUGCUUACUUCUUUGAUCCAUUGUGUUAUAUUGGUGGUGCCCUAUCGUGGCUAACCGUUAUUCAUAUGAUACCCACUUAGGUAAAAAUGUAUAUUGCAAACCAAAACGUGCUGAUACUAAUGAUCUCCCUUAUCCUC
Messenger RNA from Dicrocoelium dendriticum, 1738 nucleotides. The record is from the annotation of a GenBank genome assembly. NCBI's taxonomy places the organism in Eukaryota, Metazoa, Platyhelminthes, Trematoda, Plagiorchiida, Dicrocoeliidae.